GGCAGGGACGACAUUUGACAGAUUUCCCCACGCCCAAGCUUUUAACCUGAGUCACCUACUCACCCGUUAUAUUACCCGGUUACAAAUACAGAAGACCGGAAGCAUAUCGAAGCUUGUAGAAUUGUCUGAUUACGAAUUGAGAAGAUAGUAGAGCCAUGGGUUGGGUUUGGAAGGACGACGUAGACAACGGCGACGGGGACGUCGAUACAAGCCCCGGCCAAUUAUCCUCCACCGCCGAGGACAGAUGCUAUACAAAGAAGAUAGUAUCUUCUAAUUGCAAAACGGAAGAGGUUGAGCCUGGCAAGUUCAUCCGCAAGUGCGAGAAAACCGAGCAGCUUAUCAAGGAUUGCGUCGGAAGGCCAUCAGAAGUUUUGCAGAGUAACAAAGAAUACACUGAAGAAGAUAUAACAGAGCAGGUGCUCAAAGGAUCUUCGUCCAUUGGUUCAUCACCGAGUGAGAUGUUUUCCUUCCCUGGACUGCGUAGUGAUAUCGAUGCCAUUGAAAAAGGCAUCUUUAGUAGCAUGCACCGUUUCUUUGAUGCAGCGGAGGAGAUGAGGAAUGGUUUCUUUGGUGCUUUUGGGACGCCAAACAUAUAUGACAGGGAUUCACAAGCCUGGCCUUCUACCAGAAGGGGUAUCCCUGUCGAAGGCAAGCCUCCAAAAGACGCAUCUCCGAAAUCUGAUGACAGUGAUGGACAUGUUGAUCUUUCUGCGAUGGCUAAAGAUGUUUAGAGUAUAAUUCGCUUAAGAUAAUAUGAACUAUGUUAUGUGGUAACGACAGAAUUAUGUUUUGUCGUAAUGACUUGUCAACUUGGUUGCUUGUGUAUGUGAUCUUUUGUGUUGCCAGUAACUGAGAUAUAGGUUGCAGUUAUUACUGAAUAAAAAAUAAGUACAUAUGCAGGACUGA
Molecule: messenger RNA, 906 nt
Organism: Daucus carota subsp. sativus
Lineage: Eukaryota; Viridiplantae; Streptophyta; Magnoliopsida; Apiales; Apiaceae
Product: fra a 1-associated protein
Exons: 2
Coding region: 156-731 (191 amino acids)
Source: RefSeq, a predicted model, not a curated record